GGCGGGCGGCGGCGGCCGGGGAGGCCCCGGAGGCCGCGGCGCGGUCACUGCCACCCGAGCCGAGCCGAGCCCCGCUGAUCGCCAUCCGGGCCCGGCUCUCGCGCUUGAUCCCGGCCAGCGGCGCAGCCCAGCGGGCCAGGCGGCGCCGCUGCCCAUGGAGCUCGAGAACAUCGUAGCAAACACGGUGCUACUCAAGGCCCGAGAAGGUGGUGGCGGGAAUCGCAAAGGCAAAAGCAAGAAAUGGCGGCAGAUGUUACAGUUCCCCCACAUCAGCCAGUGCGAAGAGCUGCGGCUCAGCCUCGAGCGCGACUACCACAACCUGUGUGAGCGGCAGCCCAUCGGGCGCCUGCUGUUCCGUGAGUUCUGUGCGACGAGGCCCGAGCUGACCCGCUGUGUUGCCUUCCUGGAUGGGGUGGCGGAGUAUGAAGUGACCCCCGAUGAGAAGCGGAAGGCGUGUGGGCGGCGGCUAAUGCAGAAUUUUCUGAGCCACACGGGUCCUGACCUCAUCCCUGAGGUCCCUCGACAGCUGGUGACUAACUGCGCCCAGCAGCUGGAGCAGGGCCCCUGCAAAGACCUCUUCCAGGAGCUCACCCGGCUGACCCACGAGUACCUGAGCAUGGCCCCUUUUGCUGACUACCUCGACAGCAUCUACUUCAACCGUUUCCUGCAGUGGAAGUGGCUAGAAAGGCAGCCGGUGACCAAAAACACCUUCAGGCAGUACCGAGUCCUGGGCAAAGGCGGCUUUGGGGAGGUGUGCGCCUGCCAGGUGCGGGCAACAGGCAAGAUGUACGCCUGCAAGAAGCUGGAGAAGAAGCGGAUCAAGAAGCGGAAGGGGGAGGCCAUGGCGCUCAACGAGAAGCAGAUCCUGGAGAAAGUGAACAGUAGGUUUGUAGUGAGCUUGGCCUAUGCCUAUGAGACCAAGGACGCCCUGUGCUUGGUGCUGACACUGAUGAACGGAGGCGACCUCAAGUUCCACAUCUACCAUAUGGGCCAGGCUGGCUUCCCUGAAGCGAGGGCCGUCUUCUAUGCUGCCGAGAUCUGCUGUGGCCUGGAGGACCUGCACCGGGAGCGCAUUGUGUACAGGGACCUGAAGCCAGAGAACAUCCUUCUGGAUGACCACGGCCACAUCCGCAUCUCUGACCUGGGACUGGCCGUGCACGUGCCCGAGGGCCAGACGAUCAAAGGCCGUGUGGGCACUGUGGGCUACAUGGCUCCGGAGGUGGUGAAGAACGAGCGGUACACGUUCAGCCCUGACUGGUGGGCGCUGGGUUGCCUCCUGUACGAGAUGAUCGCAGGCCAGUCGCCCUUCCAGCAGAGGAAAAAGAAGAUCAAGCGGGAGGAGGUGGAGCGGCUGGUGAAGGAGGUGCCCGAGGAGUAUUCCGAGCGCUUUUCCCCGCAGGCCCGCUCGCUCUGCUCCCAGCUCCUCUGUAAGGACCCCGCAGAGCGCCUGGGAUGUCGUGGGGGCAGCGCCCGUGAGGUGAAGGAGCACCCCCUCUUCAAGAAGCUGAACUUCAAGCGGCUGGGAGCUGGCAUGCUGGAGCCACCCUUCAAGCCUGACCCCCAGGCCAUCUACUGCAAGGAUGUUCUGGACAUCGAACAGUUCUCCACAGUGAAGGGCGUGGAGCUGGAGCCCACCGACCAGGACUUCUACCAGAAGUUUGCCACAGGCAGUGUGCCCAUUCCCUGGCAGAAUGAGAUGGUGGAGACUGAGUGCUUCCAGGAGCUCAAUGUCUUUGCGCUGGAUGGCUCAGUUCCCCCAGACCUGGACUGGAAGGGCCAGCCGCCUGCACCCCCCAAGAAGGGGCUGCUGCAGAGACUCUUCAGCCGCCAGGAUUGCUGUGGGAACUGCAGCGACAGUGAGGAAGAGCUCCCCACCCGCCUCGAGCUCCCCACCCGCCUCUAGCCCCGAGCCUGAGGCCCCCACCGGCAGUUGGCGGUAGCAGCUACUCCGGGCGCUGUUUACAGUUUUGCACAGUGGUCUUCCCCAUUGUCCAUUCGAGUCAUGGCCUGGGGAACAGCCGGAGCUGUCCCCUAUGUCCUCUGCCCCUCAGCUGCGGCCUGGCUGAGUUUGGCAUGGCCUGGGCCCUCGCUGGGACAAAGGUGCGUCCCUUCAGCUCUUCUCCAUAGAGCUCUGGGCUUUCUGUAUUUAUGUAUUUGUAUGAAUGUACAUAGCAACCCACCCUAGACCUGGCGCCUCUGCCCCAGCUCCCCAGGGCAGUGGGUCCUGGCUGGGACAGUGGGAGCUGGCGGAGGAGCCACUGCCAAACUCAAGGCUCCUCAGGCCCAGCUUGGAUGGGCCAAGACUGGACUAGACCCUCAAUGCCCAGCACUGUGCUGGCCACCACCGGCCUCUGAGUGAGACACCUGCCCUUGCCAUGCUGGGCUCAGGCUGCCACAUUCUGGGAGCCAGUGCUGUCCCUUUCAGCGCUUGCCAGAGCUGGAUCUGAGGCCUCUGUGUCCCCUAGGCCUAUGCCAAAGUGUGAGCAGAGAUUGGCUGGCCUGAGGCCCACCAGCCCCUGUCCUAGGUGGGUCUGCUUCUGCCUUCCAGCUCCCAGGCACGUCGUCCCUGAUGCUGGGCCUUGUCCUGAAGAUGCCUCUUUCAGAAAUGCCCUAGCCUAGGCCAUGGGUGGGGGUGUCCCUGGCCAACCCUCAGACAUUCUGGACUCCCCUCGUAACAACAGACACGUGCCCAGCAA
Molecule: messenger RNA, 2696 nt
Organism: Propithecus coquereli (Coquerel's sifaka)
Lineage: Eukaryota; Metazoa; Chordata; Mammalia; Primates; Indriidae
Gene: GRK6
Product: G protein-coupled receptor kinase 6
Exons: 16
Coding region: 155-1903 (582 amino acids)
Biological process (GO): protein phosphorylation; regulation of signal transduction; signal transduction
Cellular component (GO): plasma membrane; cytoplasm
Molecular function (GO): ATP binding; G protein-coupled receptor kinase activity
Source: RefSeq, a predicted model, not a curated record